Rotaria sp. Silwood2 is the source of this 486-nucleotide messenger RNA. The record is from the annotation of a GenBank genome assembly. NCBI's taxonomy places the organism in Eukaryota, Metazoa, Rotifera, Eurotatoria, Philodinida, Philodinidae.
AUGAGUUCAUUAAUACAUGCUGAAAAAUGGAAAUUUGCGUUAAUCCAUUCAAAUCCGAAGGAAGCUGAUAAAUUUCGUUCUAUUGUCGAUUCAAAAGUUUAUCAAUUUCAGAAUGCUCCAUCAUUCAUGACUAGUUUAUGUGAAAUGGUUGAUGCUAGGAAAUCUCUUAUUUUAGUGGCACCAGAUCAUCUAAUUAGAUCUUUACCAUCGGAUAUUGAAACAAGAGUACAUAAGUUAUAUAUCUAUAAUGAAGAUGGUGAAAACAAAUAUCAAUCGUUGAAUGAUAUUUAUUUAGAUUUAUCCAAUUUGAUUCUCGCACAAAGCAUAGAACGAACAAUUUUUUUUCGUCGUUCAAAACAAAAUGGUGCUGCGCGACUUCAUGCACAAGAAAGUAUGGCGCAAACUAAAAAACUUAUUGAUCAAUUAUCUGAUUUGUGUCAUGAUAUUGAUGAAAAUAUUUUAUUGGGAAAAGAAGCAGAGACUUAA